Messenger RNA from Aspergillus puulaauensis, 1047 nucleotides. RefSeq names its product zinc-binding alcohol dehydrogenase family protein. The transcript has 2 exons. NCBI's taxonomy places the organism in Eukaryota, Fungi, Ascomycota, Eurotiomycetes, Eurotiales, Aspergillaceae. Gene Ontology annotation, molecular function: oxidoreductase activity, acting on NAD(P)H. The record is from RefSeq and is a predicted model, not a curated record. The coding region runs from base 1 to 1047 and encodes 348 amino acids.
AUGAAGGAAGCAUUCGUCAACAGCGACUACACCGUCUCGAUCAAGGACACGCCCGUCCCCGUUCCAGGACCGGGGCAGGUCCUCAUUCGCGUGGUGGUCUCAGGCACAAACCCGAAGGACUGGAAGAUGGUGGGGUUUUUCCCCAAGGACGGGUCUCCAUAUAACCACGGCGACGAUAUGGCUGGGCACAUCGAGGCCGUGGGCGAGGGUGUUGUUGGAUUCGCAAAGGGCGACAGGGUCGCUGCAUUCCAUCAGGUUAUGAAGCCGCACGGCACCUUUGCCGAAUUUGCGAUUGCGGAGGAUUAUACCACGUUCCAUAUUCCUGAUACGACGAGCUUUGAAGAGGCGGCAACAAUACCCCUAUGUGCCAUCACAGCAGCACUGGGUCUGUACCAGGACAUGAAGCUCCCUCUGCCCUGGAACCCAGCCAGGAAGCAACUCCCACUACUGAUCUACGGCGGCGCAACAGCAGUCGGUGCCUUCGCGAUAAAAUUCGCCCAGCUAUCAAACAUCCACCCCAUAAUCACCGUAGCGGGGAAGGGCAUCCCCUUCGUCAGAACCCUGCUCUCCCCAGAAACGGGCGACGAGGUAAUCGACUACCGCGACGGUGACGAGGCCAUCCGCGCCCAGAUCAAGGCUGCCGCUGAUGACGGGCCAAUCCACUACGCGUUCGACGGUGUCUCGGAGCGCGAGUGUUUCGAGAAUAUCGGCGCUGUGAUUUCGGGGCCCGGUGCAAUGGCUGUCAUGUUCCCGCCGGCGGGUGACUUUACACCACCUGACGGCGUGAGUAUCAGCCAGCCGAUUGCGGGGUCUGUGCAUUUCCCGCCGAGGGAAGGGAACACCUUUGAUCAUGCGGAGUUUGGGGCUGCCUUCUUCCAGCUGAUGGGGAGGGGUUUGAAGCAGGGGUGGUUCCAGGGGCAUCCGUUUGAGGUGCGACCUGGAGGGCUGGCAGGGCUUGAAGGUAUUUUAAAGGAUUUGAAGGAGGGGAAGGCGUCUGCUGUGAAGUAUGUCGUGAGGAUUGGAGAGACGGAGGGCGUAGAGCAGUAG